This is a messenger RNA of Closterium sp. Naga37s-1, 2475 nucleotides long. The record is from the annotation of a GenBank genome assembly. NCBI's taxonomy places the organism in Eukaryota, Viridiplantae, Streptophyta, Zygnematophyceae, Desmidiales, Closteriaceae.
AUGAGUACCAACGACAUGCUCGGUGUACCGCCGCUCUCAGGAACUUCGCAGCGGCUUAGUAAUGGGGAUGCUCAGCCUCCUUUGGCUGAGGCACCACUCACGGUUGGUGAACAGCGGGAGGCGGCUGUUACCCCACGCACGCCCUCGGUAGACCAGCAAGCAUCGCCCAAUUGCCCACACGCAUCCUCUGGGCUGGUGGAUGCACAAGACACCCGAGGGGUAGAUGGGCGUGGGCAGGAACCAAGUGAUCCGGGGAUGGACAGGGCAGUGGCGGCGUGGGAGGCGCAACGCCGGCACUUGCAGGAGCUGCAUAAUAGGCGGCGGCGCGAGCUUCCACUUGGUGCCACGGCAACAGAGUCGCCCGGCACUCUUGGAGCUUCAGUGGGUCCUAGCAGGGCUCCACUUGGACCGCGCUUGGCACGACGGCAGGAGCUGAGGCGUUUGUUGGUAGCUGGCACGGGCGGUCGGCAAGAGUGGGCGACGGCAGAGCAGGCGGAGUCGACAGCGGGGAGGCAGGAGGUGCAGGGGGCCCUGCUGGCGGAUGAGGGCCGGGAGUGCGGGGCAGGUGGGCAGCAGGGGGUGACGGAUGCAGGCCUGCCGGAAAAGGUGCUGAGGAGGCAGCCGAGCCGUCUGGCGGAGGGCCAGCUGGGCCUGCCGACAAAGGUCCAGGGGGAGUUACUCGAGGAGGAGCAUUGGGAGCGUGGGGAACAGGGACGGAAACCAGGGAGGGAGCAACCGGAAACGCUGUCGGCGAUGCAGCAGGGUCAGCCGGUGGCUGCAGGGGAGACUAGAGACAUCAAUCCCUUCCCGAAGGCACGAACGGGGGCGUCUCUAAAGGGAUGGGCUGGAGCUGUGGAACAUACUUUUCUCUUUCGGAGCGCGCAAGGACAAGGUGUGCAGCCCGCGAGCACGGGGCAAGAGGGUAUAGGGGAAACGGAUCAGAGAGGGCAGCAGCUGCGUGAGCUGGGCGCUCAGGCGCAGGGGCCCUUGGACGACCAACUGCCACGAGGCAAGGGCAGGAGGCGACGCGGAGGCCAGGGCAAGCAGCGGUCGGGCAAUCAGCAGGAUCAGCAGGCAGAGGGCGAGUUGGGGCGGCCGCUUACGAGCCAACGUCCGGGAGGCCAGCUGGUGCGACGGCGGCCACUGUCAGGGGAACAGGGAGUGACUGCAGCACCUGAGGGCGUGCAGCAGGCAAGGGGACAGCAGGGAGUGACUGCAGCACCCCAGGGCGUGCAGCAGGCAGGGGGACGACAGGGAGUGACUGCAGCACCUGAGGGCGUGCAGCAUGCAGGGGGACAGCAGGGAGUGAUUGCAGCACCUCAAGGCGUGCAGCAGGCAGCGGGACAGCAGGGAGUGACUGCAGCACCCCAGGGCAUGCAGCAAACAGCGAGACAGCAGGGAGUGACUGCAGCACCUGAGGGCGUGCAGCAGGCAGGGGGACAGCAGGGACUGAUUGCAGCACCUCAAGGCGUGCAGCAGGCAGCGGGACAGCAGGGAGUGACUGCAGCACCCCAGGGCGUGCAGCAGGCAGCGGGACAGCAGGGGGUGACUGCAGCACCUCAGGGCGUGCAGCACGCAGGGGAGCAGCUGGGGGCGAGGGCAGCACUUCAGGGCGUGCGGCAGCGGCAGCAGCAGCAGCAGCAGCCCCCCCCGAUCCCUCCGGAAAGCCCCACACCGGGGGUUGCGGAGAAUUCAGCCACUCCUGACACGGCUCCACUUGCUCCAACUUGUGUCCCUUGCGAGUUCUGCUUUCACACAUUUCCGCCUGGUGGUGCGGCCUCCCGCCACAUAGUUGCAUGUAAAGCGGCAGAUGCUCAACGGCGGGCUCAGGCCCUUACUUCCUCCCCGAACCUGAGCGAGGUCUUCGGGGCAGAUCCAGUACCUCCGCGGGAUAUCGGUGAGGAGGUGUGGGGGGCGGUGCCUUCGUGGGACUGGGAGACUUUUUUCAGUAUUCAUUCUGUGUCGGGAGAGCUUCUUCGUCGGGUCCCGCAGCGGGCGCGACUGGGGGUGCUUGAUGCAUUGUGCUGCAUUCUCAAGAGACUGAAGGCUUCCCCUGGGGAUGAGGCGGCGACGCUGAUGUUCCUGGCCUUCCCGCGCCUCAUUUUGGGAGUCCCCGCGAAGGAGGGUCUUGGACGAAGGGCAGCCAUAGUAGGGCGUCUCGGAAAGUUCUGGGCAGGGGAAUGGCAACAGCUGUUCGAGGCUGCCUCUGCCACGUUGACUCCGGCGGCGCGACCUCUUGCCUUCUCCUUACCUGAGCGAGAUGCUGAUGCCAUCCGUUUGGCCCGAUGUCGCACGAGGUGCCAAGUGGGGGAAUGGAGUCGAGGACUAGCAUGCCUUACUGCGGGCGACUUGGCGCAGCCCUCUCAACUAACAGUAGACCGGCUGACAGCAAAGCACCCGGCCAGUGAGGUGCCAGUUCCUGAGUGGGUGGAGCACUUUCGCAUAGACGCAGUGGAUUUCGGGAUGCGUUUCUGA